This is a messenger RNA of Paramecium octaurelia, 1484 nucleotides long. The record is from the annotation of a GenBank genome assembly. NCBI's taxonomy places the organism in Eukaryota, Ciliophora, Oligohymenophorea, Peniculida, Parameciidae.
AUGAAAUCUAUAUCAUAAUAGACAAGAUCAUUGAUGCAGAAAUAAUAAGAGUUAGGGAUGAUAGAUUCCAGGAUUUCCUAAUUAAAAUAAUAAUUAUAAUUGCAAGAAUCAAAUAAUCACAUCAUCGAAUUCAAAGUCAAUAAAAUCUUGGAAACUAAAUAAAAAACAUCCAAAGAUUAAUCUGAUGUAUUAUCUGUACAUUAUCCAUCUAGUAUAGUAGAAGAUUAGAGAAUCUGAAUUAUGAAUAACAAAACAGAAACAGUAAAAUUAAGUUAUUGAAACAUCUUCAUGAGGAAGAUUCAUUUAGAAGAAAAAGAGACUUGGAUGAAGAGAAGCGACUUGAAUAAGAAGUAAUGAAAGAACGAUCAAUGCUCUAUUAAUUGCAAUAUCAACAUAGUUAGAAUGAAGAACUUUAACUUAAAUAGUAGCAGUUCUAAAAGGUUAAAUUAUAUCAAUUAUAUUAACAUAGAUUUAAGAAUAGAAGUUCAGAAUGAAAUAAAAAUUAGAUUUGAAAAGAAUUGAAAAAAUUGAAAAUGUUAGAAAUUGCCAAAUAAAGAAGAAAGCAGAACUUUCAGUUAAAUUCGAUUUAUAAUAAUAAGAGUAUUAAUUAAAAAUCCAGGAAGAAUAAUCGUUAUUAAAGUAUGUAUUAAUCAUUAGAAAAUAGAAAAUUGUCAUUCUCCUAAUUAAAAUUCUAGGCUUUUAAAGAUGACCUUGAUUUAGCAUAGAAGAUAUCCAUAAGAGAUUACGGAAAUUCGGCAACAAAUCAAGGUUUUAUAAAACAACCAUUUGAUUAAACUAAGAUCAAAAAAGCCAUUAUGACUAGUCCUUAUGCUUAGAUACCAUCCAUUUUAAAUCAAAAGUAUGCUCUUCUAUUUGAGAUAGGGAUGUAGAUAAGUUAAACCUACUAUCAAAAUUAUUGAAACCUUCUUUCAAAGAUCAAUAAUAAACGACUGAAAGGUUAAACCAGAAAACAAACUAAACUCAUUUCCAUACCCAAAUAUCAGACAGAACUCAUACCAAACAAAAUUCAUCUAAAUUCGAUACUGAAACUAGUUAAACUCUAAAAAAUAAAUUUCAAUCUGUUUAAGAUCAAAAUACUAAGUUGGAUGCUCAAAGGAAAGAUUCACGUAAUUGUAAUGACAAUUUGGAUUAAUAAAAACUCUAAAAAUCUGAUAGUAAAUUUCCUCCAUAAGAGAAUCAUAAUGAAGAAAAAGAAGAAAAUAAAGAAAAUCAAUAAAAAGAUAAUUAUGAACAAGAAGCUUCUUAUGAAGAUAAUUAUGAGGAUGAUAAUUAACCUCCUUAACAAGAUUAGGAUGAAUAACAUGAUUAAAAUUAAGAAUAAUAAAAUUAGGAAUAACAAAGUGAAGAAGAAUCUAAUGAAGAAGAGCAGUAUCCAGCAGAUAAUGAUGAAGAAUAGUGAUUGUAAUCUAUUUAUGUUUUUAAAAUGCGUACUGAAUUAAGUACUGAGAUUGAUUUUAAUGGGC